Chaetura pelagica (chimney swift) is the source of this 429-nucleotide messenger RNA. It is a transcript of the gene SFT2D2, whose product is annotated as SFT2 domain containing 2. Gene Ontology annotation, cellular component: membrane. Lineage: Eukaryota; Metazoa; Chordata; Aves; Apodiformes; Apodidae. Gene Ontology annotation, biological process: vesicle-mediated transport. The transcript has 8 exons. The record is from RefSeq and is a predicted model, not a curated record. Bases 1 to 429 code for a protein of 142 amino acids.
AUGGGGGAGGUUAUCGAUGCCACUUCAUUGGGUUGGGGCACCAGAGUGAAAGGCUUCAUUGCUUGCUUUGCAAUAGGAUGCCUGUGCUCGCUCUUGGGUAGUUGCCUGCUGUGGGUACCAAGAAAAGGGCUGUCACUCUUUGCAGUGUUUUAUACGCUGGGGAAUAUUGCAUCUAUUGGGAGCACUCUUUUUCUUAUGGGACCAAUGAAACAACUGAAAAGGAUGUUUGAGCCUACACGUCUGAUUGCUACUAUUGUUAUGCUAUUGUGUCUCAUACUAACACUGUGUUCUGCUUUCUGGUGGCGUAAGGAAGGACUCGCUCUGCUUUUCUGCAUUUUACAGUUUUUUGCCUUGGCAUGGUACAGCAUUUCCUUCAUACCAUAUGCAAGGGAUGCUGUGAAGAAAUGUGUUUCGGUCUGUCUGACCUAA